AUGUCCACCAACGGCGUCACCAUCAUCUUCUCCCCAUACCACGUCGGUCUCCGCGACCAUCGCGUAGGCAACGGGCCACAUCGCCUCCGCUCCAUCGGCCUCGUCCACGAGCUCGAAAAUCUAGGCAUAAAAAUCACCAUCACAGAAAUCGACCGAGUAGAUACAUUCGAAGGCGAAAUCGGUCGCAGCUUCGAGGUCCUCCGUCGCACCUCCAAAGCCGUCUCGGAUGCCGUGAACAACAAGACAUUCCCCCUCAUCCUGUCGGGGAACUGCAUGGCCAGCGCCGCCGUCGCAUGUGGUCUACAAAUCCGAGAUCUAGGAUUCAUUUAUUUCGACGCUCACGAUGAUCUCGAUUCCCCCGACGUCAACGAGAACGGGUACUUCGACGCUAUGGGCCUCUCCAUGCUACGCGGAGAGAGCUGGCACGCGCUCAUGAACACCGUCCCUGGGUUCCAGCCCUUUGAUUACUCUCGGUUUCUGUACUGCGGGUUACGUGAUCAAUCCGAGGUCCAGCAACAGCGAGUGAUUGAUGCAGGGAUGGUUUCGAUUUGGGGCGAUGCGGCGAAGAAGGUGGAUUUUCCGCGUGAGUUAGAGGCAGAGCUCCAGAGACGCUCGUAUAGUCCUGCUCUGGUGCAUCUUGAUCUGGACGUCUUGGACGAGUCGUAUGGCAAGGUGAAUGAUUAUCCGUCGCCCGGGGGAUUAUCGGAAUCGGACUUGGUCAAAUGCAUGGGAUUGGUGCCGAGGAAGUUGACGCCAAAGUCGCUGACGGUCUGCUCAUUUGAUCCGAACGCGGGAGAUGGCGAUAAGAUUGCUAGGAUAGGGACGCGGGCUAUUGUGGCCUUUGUACAGACUUUGUUGGAUACUGGGGCUUUGUCUAGGAAGUAG
Molecule: messenger RNA, 885 nt
Organism: Aspergillus affinis
Lineage: Eukaryota; Fungi; Ascomycota; Eurotiomycetes; Eurotiales; Aspergillaceae
Product: arginase family protein
Exons: 1
Coding region: 1-885 (294 amino acids)
Cellular component (GO): nucleus; cytoplasm; cytosol
Molecular function (GO): manganese ion binding; arginase activity
Source: RefSeq, a predicted model, not a curated record